AUGGAGAAACGGAAGUCAGCCGGACUGCUGACCCUUCAGUAUGCGCUGCGCACCGCGCCCCUGGGCGUGCCAGGGACCCUGCCUCUGCUACCGCCGAGGGACCCCUUCAGGGUUUCCGUGCGUCUGGACGCCGCGUGCUGGGAGCGGGCGCACCGGGGCUGCGCGCGGGGAAGGCCACGCCCGCCCCCGCCGCUGCGCGGCGCCCUGGAGCCCGCCUUCCUCCGCCAGCGCAACGAGCGYGAGCGGCUGCGGGUGCGCUGCGUGAACGAGGGCUACGCGCGCCUCCGAGACCACCUGCCUCCGGAGCUGGCCGCCCGGCGCCUCAGCAAAGUGGAGACGCUGCGCGCCGCCGUCAGCUACAUCAAGCACCUCCAGGAGCUGCUGGAGCGCCACGCGCGCGGACACGAGGGCCCCGCCGGCCCCCAGCGCAGGGCCGAAUGCAACAGCGACGGCGAGUCCAAGGCCUCGUCGGCGCCCUCGCCCUGCAGCGAGCCGGAGGGUGCGAGCUAG
This is a messenger RNA of Urocitellus parryii (Arctic ground squirrel), 510 nucleotides long. It is a transcript of the gene Ascl4, whose product is annotated as achaete-scute family bHLH transcription factor 4. Lineage: Eukaryota; Metazoa; Chordata; Mammalia; Rodentia; Sciuridae. Gene Ontology annotation, molecular function: RNA polymerase II transcription regulatory region sequence-specific DNA binding; protein dimerization activity; DNA-binding transcription factor activity, RNA polymerase II-specific. The record is from RefSeq and is a predicted model, not a curated record. Gene Ontology annotation, biological process: developmental process; regulation of transcription by RNA polymerase II.